CGGGCAGCUCCUGCGGACCGUUGGGCGGCCGGCCGAAGUCCCUCCCUCAGGACCUCCCCCCACCCCUGAACCGCUCUCGCGGCAGCGACCCAUGUGGGAGUUCAGGCUCCUGCGGUCGCCGCCGCCGCUGCUGCUCUUCCUGCCGCAGCUCAGCCUCGGAAUCGCCGCGUCCCGCUCGCAGGCCGAAACCAUGAACCGGGGCGGCGGCAGCGGUGCGCGAUGCUCCCCCUUGGCGGAGGGGCGCCGGCCGCAGUGCCUGCAGCUGUCCACGGUGCCGGGAGCUGACCCGCAGCGCAGCAACGAGUUGCUCCUGCUGGUGGCGGAGACGGCGGGGGAGGGACCGGAACGGCGGGCCCUCUCUGGGGACCCGGCGAAGGAGGAGCCGCAGUCAGCGCCCCAGCAUCACGUUCUCUAUUUCCCUGGGGAUGUGCAGAAUUACCAUGAAAUUAUGACUCGUCAUCCUGAGAAUUAUCAGUGGGAAAACUGGAGUCUAGAAAAUGUUGCCACCAUUUUAGCUCACCGGUUCCCCAAUAGUUAUAUUUGGGUGAUAAAGUGUUCCCGAAUGCAUUUGCACAAAUUCAGCUGCUAUGACAAUUUUGUGAAAAGUAAUAUGUUUGGUGCUCCAGAACACAAUACUGACUUUGGAGCUUUUAAGCACCUUUAUAUGUUAUUAGUUAAUGCUUUUAACUUAAGUCAGAACAGUUUGUUAUCAAAGAAGAAUGUGAAAGAUUUGAAUAAGGACUCCAAAGCAUCUAAUUGUAGAUCCAGUUCUUCUCACACUACUAAUGGUUGCCAGGGAGAAAAAGAGAGGACCUGUGAAAAAUUUGGUGAGUCCACCAUGCGUUUUUACCCACCAUCACUGAAUGGUGCUUCUUUUACUUUGAUUGGAUUCAGUAAAGGUUGUGUUGUUUUGAAUCAAUUGCUUUUUGAAUUAAAAGAAGCCAAGAAAGACAAGAACAUAGAUGCUUUUAUCAAAAGCAUAAGAACAAUGUACUGGCUGGAUGGCGGUCAUUCUGGAGGAAGCAAUACUUGGGUUACCUAUCCAGAGGUCUUGAAAGAAUUUGCACAAACAGGGAUUAUUGUUCAUACCCAUGUAACACCUUACCAAGUAUGUGAUCCAAUGAGAUCUUGGAUUGGAAAGGAGCACAAGAAAUUUGUUCAGAUUCUUGGAGAUUUUGGUAUGCAGGUGACUAGCCAAAUUCAUUUUGCAAAGGAAGCUCCUUCCAUAGAGAAUCACUUUAGGGUUCAUGAAGUAUUUUGAGACUACAAGAAUAUUAAUGUACUUGUUCAGUGGAAGGGCAGAAGCACUUUGAGUGUUAUAAAUUCAGAUAAUGAGAUAUAAUUCAUAGAUACAUUGUCAGUUUUGGGGGGGCGGGGGGAAGAAGCACACAUUCCUAAAAUGAGUGUAAUGUGCAAUAGUAUUCCUUGCUUGUGAAUGUGAACAGUUUUUACUUUGGAUGGGGUUAGAAUUAGUUCAGUUGAAAAGUAAAAGAUGGUUUGUGAUAAUUCUAUAAGGAGAUUCAAGACCCUUAAGAAUGAAAGUUAUGAUAUAGUCCUUAUAAAAGGUAAUGAAAAUUGUUAUUGUUGGAAAUAGUUUAUUUUCUGAGUAUUAUUUGGAACUAAUUUUGGUGACACUAACAGUAAUUAGCUAUUUGGCACUCAAAACUCCAUUUCUCUUCAAAUAAAGCAAAGGCACACUGAUGUUUUCCAUAAUUUUGGAAUAACUGUACCCUGCCUCUUAUGUUUUGUAAAUUCAUAGUCAUUCUUUAAUGUGCCACCAAGUGUUUUUUUCUUAAUAGUCAAAAUAUAUUUGUUUCCAAAUUUCCAAGAACAUGCAGUAGUGUGCAGUUGGUUUUUAAAAUCAUUACACUUAAGCACUAUGACUUAAUUUUUAAUUGAUGACUUUUAGAUAAGAUAUUUUGGAGUUUCUUGACUCUUGGCCAAAAACCAGAUCUUUUAGAAAAUUGUUUUAAAUUGAAUGUAAUUAGGUAUAUUGGGUAAAAAUAUGCUACAGAUUUUCAUCAUAUUGGUCUUUUGAAAGAGAUCAACUUAGGUGAAAUAAAUGUGUAACACUCUAUUUGUUACUACUCUAUUGAAAAGGAGACAGAUUCUAUAGAUCUAAGUCAGUGUUUCUCCAGAAGCAUGAUUUUGUCUGCCAAAAGAAAGCAGCUCUCUUUGGCCAAAAUGCAAAAUUAUAUUGCUAUAAGAAAAGUUACAGGGAAAGUUUGAAGACACAAAUGAUUUAAUUUUGGCUCAAAAACUGAAUUUGCUUAACACUGCUACAUAAUUUGGGUGAGGUUUCCUUCUGCUUGUUUUUCUUGACCUAGAUAAAUACAUUUUGAGAAACCAAGAUCUAAUGAAUGUCAACCAACAUUGAUAGCUGUGUGAUUACAAUAAAAGGUGAAGUCACUUUUUUAUUGUUUAUUAAUAAUUAGCUUUUGCAGGUCAUGAAAUAAUUAAGCAGGGAAGUAACAUUGCUGCUUUCAGACUGAAAAAAAAAAAGACACUGAAGCUUAAUAUCUUAAUAACCCAGAGGACCUAAAUUUAUAAAAUACAGAAUUAAAUGUUAAUCUCUUGGUUUCUUCCCAGAAUUACAUUUUAAUGACUUUAUAAUACAUUCCACAUAUUCAGACUUAUAGGAAUUCUUACUCACCAAAUGCUUAAAAAUAACAUCCCUUAAUUUUAUAAAGUACAGAAGAGUAUCUCAUUUUUUCUUUUAAGGACAAGUUAGUUUAUAUUGCUUCAGUUUCUUUAAAUACCUGUUUCUUUUGAGACCAAAAAUUCUCAACAAGGAGACAAGUCCUGAUUCUAGCAUUUUAUUACCUAAUCUUGAAGUAUUAUGAUUGGAUGGCUUCUUUCAGUUUAGUAAUCCUUGGUUAAAUUCAUGUGUAUCUAAUGUUAAGUAGUGAAGGUAGUGAAUACACUAAUGAGGGGGGAAGGAAAGGCACUUAUUUUUACAAGAUUAAAAUGGAAAAAGGACUUUUUGCAGAAAGAUUCAUUUAAAAAAUGAGAUAUUUAAAAAUCUGGGUUCUUUAUCUAGUCAUGUGACUGCUUACCUUGGAAUUGUUGUAUGUUCAAUGUAUAAUAAAAAUAACUCAUGGAACACCUGGGAACUGCCACUGCAGCAAAGUGAGAGUGUUGAAAGUAGAAAUAUUUUUUUGAAUGAAAAUAUAUUGCAGUUGAUCCAUAUUCAAAUAGUUUAAGACUUCAAAUUUGUCUUCUCUACAUUUGUUUAAAACUAUUGUAAAUGUUAGUGUAUCCUUUUGGACUGUGCCUUUGUGUUUGUCAUGAGAGUGAACUGAGAAGUCAUACAGAUAAUGUGAAAGUUGUUACCGCCACAGCAUGAAUGUACAAUCAUAUUAAAUUUAAUCCAGAGCAGUCUGUUUGGUUGUGCUUUAUGUUACCAGAUUUGUUAUCAGAUUGUUACUUGGGAGGAAGCUACUUUUCACUUUGCUGGUUUAGGUUUCUAUAUGUUUUCAUUAACUCUCCAUGUUCCUUCAUAUGAGCAACUUUGAACCUUGUAAGAAUACAUUUCCUUUUCAUUUACAUUUCACCUUUAAAUUGCCCCACAAAAAUUUGCUUUAUUUCCAUUUCUUCUGUUAAAUUUCUUGGAGAAAAAAAUCGCUCAAAAAUAAGUUUUUCCUUUUAUGUGCUAAUCAUUUCAGGUAUCUGUAUUCCUUUUGCUGUCAUUAAGAGACUUAGAAUAUGGUGUGAUCUGUUUUUCAUUUCACUCAUAGAAUAUCUAAGCACCCAUCAAGGGCAGGAAAGAUCUAGGCAGAGACAAAACAGUCCCAAGCAUUUGAGUAUAGAAAUGUGUAACAGACCAAGGCUUCAAAGUGAAAAUAGGAAACAAAAGGUAGUAUUCUUAAAAGAACUAUUCUGUUAGACUUCAUUAAGGACCUUUAAGAAAAACAUGUUUUAGAGGAUAAGAUAUAUAUGUAGAUAGACCCCAUCUGUAAAUCAGGUUGGUCUUUACAAAGGCAGAGAGGCCGAGCAGCUCUUAGUGGUAGAGACAGGCACUCACUCAGGAUGUCAUUUUAGUAUCCCAUUUAAUGGAACUUUAAAAAAAUAGAAUACAACUUAGGUGUAUUUAAAACACCCCAAUAGUCGUGGCCUGUAUGCUUGAAACAAGACUUGAAGGUAAUAGCAGGGGUAUGUGGGAGACUGCCACUCUGCAUUAGCUCCUCCUCACUACAUGUGUUUCUUAGCACUGGAGGAAGGAGUCACAGCAGAACAGCUCCAACUCCAUCCAGACCUGCACUCCAGCUUCCUGCGGUGGCUGGGGGGGGGGAGGGGUGGUUUGUUUUGUUUCUUGUCAACUUCUUAGAUGCCUGUUGGCAACUUUAGAUAGGUGAGAGAAAAGCCUCCCUACUAAGGUUCUUCCAAAUGUUCACAUUGCUGCUGUUCAAAAAGAUGGAAAGAUACAAAAUAAGCCUUGUUGACUUUAUUUCCCUUUUAAAAAAUAUUUUGAGUGACAAGUUUUAAUUACUGAAUAAAUAGAAUUCCAAUGUAAUUAUGUGCCAAGACAAACACCGUUAAUGUUCACAAAAAACUAGUAUUUAUAGUCUACACAUGUAUUUUAAAAAGUUAUUUUGAAAGAGCGAUACAUAGGGGGGCAAAAAAAAAGGUCAAAUAAUACACAACUGCAGAUUCCAGACUGCCCACCUAACUUGUCUACUAGCUUCUCAGAGGCAAUCACUACUACUGGUUUCUUGUGUAUCCCAGCAGAGAUAAUUCUAUGCAUAUACAAAUGUUUACUUUCAGAAUACCUUUGUUUUACACAAAUGGCAGCAUACUAUACCCAUAGUUUCCAACCCUUUCCUCGUUUAAUUACCUUGGAAAAAUUUCUUGCUAGUACUACAAUACCUCUGUCUCGUUCUUGUGCUGCAUAGUAUUCCAUUUUUAUUUUACCCUCUGCUCGCUACUUGUUCAUUAAUUUUAUUUUGUAUCCCUUUGUCUUACUCUGUAUCUUUUGUCCGUGUGGUACAGUGAGUUGUUUUGCUGACAGAGGAAAAAAAUUCCUUUGUGAAUCAGGUCAAGCCCCCAAACUGUAGCCAAAGAACAACAAAGAGAUGAGCUGCACCUAAGGGAGAAAGCAUGGAGAAUGAUCUGGUCACAACUGUUAAUUCCUGUUCUGUCACCCAGCUGUGUAAGCCUGGACAAUCACUUAAGCAAUAUGGAUUGAUAAAAUGAUUUCUAAGAUUCCUUUCAGCAAUAAAGUUCGAAGAUUUGCAACUUCCUGAGAAGAUGCAGCUACCACAUUCUGUUUAAUAUUUUAUACAUUCACAACAUCUCAUUUGGUCUCAGGUCAGCAAAAAAGAUAAAAAUAUUUUGCAUUUAAAGUAAACACUCUAACAUUAAAGAUUAUGACCAAGGAAAUAAUUUGAAAACUUCCCAAAGGGUUCACUUCUAGUUUUCUAGAUACUAUAAUACUGCAACAAGAGCCAUCUCAAAUCUGAAAGCUAGCAUCAGCCAUCAACUGUCCUUGCCCUGAAUUAUCUCUUUGUAUUUUUGCAGCAACCCUAAAAAAAUACAAGCUUAAAGAUGAGGAAAAUAAGCUUCAUAAAGAUUAAGUUAACUCACCUAAGGUCAUCCAGUUUGCUUCCCAAAUAAACUGAAUUAAAAUGAAUAUUCAUGGGAAGAUUAUAAUCUCAGUUUUACUUCCAAGUUUUCUACAUGACUCUGGGUAUAUACUUUGCACUGAUUCUCUCACUGGUUUUUAAAAAAAGAAACAAAACCAAGGAAGGUUUAUUUAAAAGCUGACUAUAAGUACUGUUCAAACUAACAAAAGUUUUUGUCUUAUUUUUCUUCCCAAAGGAAAAGGAAUCAUUGAAGAAUUUCUUUGCUUAAUCUAAGAAGUAACCAAAAAUGAAAAAAAAAUCUAAUAAUUAAAUCUGGCUAAUGUAACAAUUCCUUUUCUAACAGACCAUCUUUUCACUUUUGUUGACCUGAGUAACUUCAAUAUCUCUUCCUAAAGACACCUAGGAAGUUCAGAAUAAUUUUUUAUAUAUUUUCCUUUCUUAUUUAUUAUAAUCUGCUUUUUAUACCUGAAACUAAUCCAACUCCAAACACAGGAUAUGAAUGGAUAAAUUAUUUUAAAAGAGAAAAUUAUUUUCUCCAUAAUUAAAAUGCACCAACUUGAUGCACUCAGAUUACUUUAGAUGAGCACAUUUGUAUUCAGCAAAUAUAUCUGGUCUUUCUUCAAUGACAUUGCAAUUGAAUUACUAGGUGCAAAACAAAGAAUGGCACAGAUCCACACACAAUGGCUCAUUGUCUUCAAUGAUGACAACAUUAUUGGGAUCUCUCCUGUAUUUGUUCUUAAAAAAAAAAUAAUUUUUCUCUCUAAAAAGGACAGGUGGAAAAGCAUUUAGUGGGGAAAACUAAUUGGGUUGAAGUUUAGCUGUAGGUGUAAAUUAAAGCUAAAACAGAUUUGAAUAUUUUCUGACAUUGAAAAACUGAAAAAAGGCAGGCCUGACUUAUAUUGAGUGCCAAGAAAAACCAGGAUCAGAUUAAGCAUGUUUUAGAUGAAUCACAAAACUAAUAAUCCAAACUACUAUCAUCUGGUCCAACUGUUCUCAAUCCUGAUUAUACAUCAAAACAACCUAUGAAGUUUACCAAAUAUACUGUACCAAACCCCAAACAUACUAAAUCAAAAUCUACAAAGUUGGGGCCUAGACAUGUGUUUUAAAAAAGCUCAAAAGGGGGCGCCUGGGUGGCUCAGUUGGUUAAGCAGCUGCCUUCGGCUCAGGUCAUGAUCCCAGGGUCCUGGGAUGGAGCUCCAUGUCAGGCUCUCUGCUCAGCGGGGAGCCUGCUUCUCCCUCUGCCUGCCGCUCCCCCUGCUUGUGCUCGCUCUCCAUCAAAUAAAUGAGUAAAAAAUUAAAAAUAAAAAUCUCAAAAGAUAAAUGUAGUAGAUAUUGUUGGUUGCUCACCAUUUUUCCUAGUCUGAAUCCUGAUUUUAAAAAAAUUAUCCAUGCUGUCCCCAUAUAUACCCCAUGUGCCUCAGAGAAAGAGGAUUCCAAGCUCCAGGAGACCCAACUGGCCUAUGGGUUAUUCCAUACCCUUUCCCAGUGACUGCCUCAGAGAUGGACAGGUCUAAGCUACUUUAAAUCAAUGAGACCCAAGGAUUUGGUGGCAAAUCCUGGGAAAGCUUUUGCAUAUUAAGAGAAGGCCCUUGGAAUCCAGCCUGACUCCUCCACUGCAUGUAAAUGAAGAUGAACAUGGCUCAAAUUGCUACUGGCAAUCAUCCCAUGACCAGGAGGGUAGCCAGCCUUAGGAUGAUGCCAAUGCCGCAGUUGAAAAUGGGAGAAAAAAACCCUAGAGGCUCUUGGUGACACUACUGAAUCACUGGAUCAGAAAUACUAAAGCCCAUUCUAUCAGCAGACUUCAUGAUAAUGAUUCAAUACAUUUUAUUAAGUCCUUUUAAGUUGGAUUUUUAGUUACUUGCAUCUGAAAGCUAGAGU
Molecule: messenger RNA, 7460 nt
Organism: Zalophus californianus (California sea lion)
Lineage: Eukaryota; Metazoa; Chordata; Mammalia; Carnivora; Otariidae
Gene: C3H2orf69
Product: chromosome 3 C2orf69 homolog
Exons: 2
Coding region: 92-1261 (389 amino acids)
Cellular component (GO): mitochondrion
Source: RefSeq, a predicted model, not a curated record